Molecule: messenger RNA, 1776 nt
Organism: Protopolystoma xenopodis
Lineage: Eukaryota; Metazoa; Platyhelminthes; Monogenea; Polystomatidea; Polystomatidae
Source: the annotation of a GenBank genome assembly
AUGAGCAACAAGGCGGGAACUUCUCAACCAUCUCGAAAAUCCCAUCAGAAGAAACGAAAUAAUCCCAUAGCUCCUCGUGUAUCUUCAAAUGGCAACAAACUCUCUAUUAAGGACGGUGAGGAUGAAGAAAAAGAAGAUCGCAAUGAUGUAAUGGAAGCAGGUGGUGUCGACGGCGAUGGAUUAGACUUGGAGACUGAAAGAGACGAAUCCUUAAUUACUCCAGUUACUUCCUGGCAGACUAACUCGGUUGCCUCGUCACAACUUCAGAAAAAUCAACUUCAACAGCAUUCUCGGGCUAAUGUAAGAAGGCGAGCGAAUGCAAACUCAUGUGAGACUAGCAGCAACACGCCAAGCAGUCUCGAUGAUGAGCCUGAAGAUGAAGAAGAUCAUGAUGAUGAAGAGGACGAAGAAACAUCUACUUCCUACUCACACACUGGAGAUAUAAACCGUUCACGGCAGCCCGCACAGGCAGUCGGGAUUGCAACCGGGGCAUCCCCAGUCGUCUUGCCAGUUAGGAAAAAGAAAAGUCAACUUGUCGCAACCGCGGCUUCUGGGAUCCGGAGCGCCGGCAGCAUGGCAUCCACUCCAUCAAGUUCACCAUCUUCCGGCUUCUCGCGUCAUGACGGCCUAGUCGGUUCAGGACGCACAUUGAAGCAAUCAACUUCAUCCUCUGCUUCCUCUACUUCGUCUGACCAAUUCCACCAAAUUUCCGGUCCUCGUCAUCGUCCUACGAACUCUGCUAUUACUAAGUCGCCUUCGCCACCUCCGGUAUCUUCCGCAACUCAUUCGAUAAUCAGUGUCUCAUCCGCCUGUCCUGCCUUUUCAUCAGCCAAUCCCCUCGGACUCGGCAAGCCAGCCAGUCCUGCACCCUCAGAUGGUUCCAACAGUCAUGAGCCCUGGAGGCAGCAAAAUAGCCGUGCUCGGGGACAGCAUCGUACACUGGCCCUAGUCCCUAGUAAUGGCCCAGGGCAGAGGAGCGGACGUUUUCUUGCUGCUUCAGGCUCCUAUUACUACCAUGGCCAGUCUCAGCCUCUUUACCAUCAACACCCCCACCAUCAGCAGCCUCACAAGGUUGGUGGUCCAGCAAGCGGUCAAGUUGUUUCCAGUUCUUCUUCGUGUUCCGCCUCGUCGACUUCGCCGCCACAGCCAGGCUGGUCGACAUCUGGACGCUAUUCAACUGGCGGGCCAGUUUAUUCUGGAUCUGGUUCAUUCUCUUCAUCGCGUGGCAGCCAAGUUGGACCAUUGGCUUCCAUUGUGGCUGGCUCGGUCGGUCCUGGAAGUUAUCAUCAUCAUCAGCAGCAGCAGCCACAUAAUGUUCACCAUCACAAUCUUCAUGGCCACAGCUAUCACAAUUUUCAGCAUCAACUCCACCAUCACAAUCACGCUUCACACCACCAACGGGGCUCUCUCGGUGGUGGGUCUGUUGGUGGUUAUCAGCAGCGUAACAGCUUAUCACGAUACUUAACUUACCACUCAUCUAAGCUUACGACUUGUCAGAACUCCGGGUCUAUUCUCUCGGGAUCACGUAUCCCAUGCAGCGAAAUGGACUCUCGAAGGGAUAGUGCAGGAAGCAAUGAGUGCAACGAACUUCGCUCUUUAUCCUCACCGCAACCAAGUGCAGCUGAAAUUGGAUCCAAUUCAGCUUACGAGUCAUCUCUUGCCUGGAACAAAAGCGUUAGUUUCAUUUUUACUAUCAAUUAUAUAUAUAUAUAUAUAAUUUUAUUACGACAACUAAUAACAUGGUUCAAGAAUUUUGCACGUCUUUUGGCAGCUUGA